Messenger RNA from Episyrphus balteatus (marmalade hoverfly), 1002 nucleotides. Its product is annotated as RNA transcription, translation and transport factor protein. The record is from RefSeq and is a predicted model, not a curated record. The coding region runs from base 112 to 852 and encodes 246 amino acids. Gene Ontology annotation, cellular component: tRNA-splicing ligase complex. NCBI's taxonomy places the organism in Eukaryota, Metazoa, Arthropoda, Insecta, Diptera, Syrphidae. Gene Ontology annotation, biological process: tRNA splicing, via endonucleolytic cleavage and ligation. Gene Ontology annotation, molecular function: RNA binding. The transcript is spliced from 3 exons.
UUUUGACAGCGUCAAUUUUAUUAAACUUUGCAAAUUUUACAAUUUUUCCGGUGCACGGAAAAAUAAAAAACUCUUUUUCUAAAACAAAUAACUUAUUCAUAAAAAAACAAAAUGUUAAAAAUGAAAUUAGAAGCCUUGGAGCACCCAAGUCCAGAUUCUGUUGAUGCUCAAAAUCGAAAUGUUUUUGCCAGCACAGUCCUUUGGUUAGAAGAUCAAAAAAUCCGACAAUACAAAAUAGAAGAUCGUGUUAAUUUACGUAAAGUUGACAAUUUGCCAGAAUGGGAAAAGGCAUAUCAACAUUAUAAAAUUGAUGUCGGCAUUCCCAAGUUCGAUUCUCCAUUAGAAGAAUUGUCAUGGUUGCUAAGCUAUGCCGUUCGAUUAGAAUUCUUAGAUGCUCCAGAAAAUUAUCAGGACAUCAAUUCGAAGAAUAUUUUAGAACGAGAUAGUAAAUCGGUGGCACCAAGCAUUAAAGCUGAAAAUUUAUUCGAUAAUAUUGAUUUUCAACAUAAAGAUUUCAUAAGUGGAGUUCGUGCGAUGGCUAAGAAACUGCAAAUUGCCCAUCAUCCCAAUCAUUUGAUACAGUUAGAAGCUAUUGUUCGUAUUGUACAUGAACGACUUGCACCAGAGGUAAGAAAACGAGCUGCAAUAACGGGAACACCUUUUCCAUUUUCUCAAGGCAAUGAUAAAGUAGCUGAUGAUCCAGCACUGGAUUAUGCUGUUCGUAUUCUUCGAUUGCUUCAAAUACAAAGUUUGCGUCAGUUGCAAACUUUAAUUAAUGAGACUAUUGUUUGCGUUCAAGAUCUAACUGCUAAUCCCAAAACCGAUACCAAGUUGGGAAAAGUUGGAUUUUAGACGAAGAAAUUAUAAAUUAUCUCAUUUUCAGUUCUAAGUAAAACAAAUAAGGUUGAUGUACGUGAACUAUGACAUCGUUCGGUACAAUCGUCAUCUGAGCUUAAUAAAGUUUAGUCAGUUAAUUUCUCAUCGAAAUUAACUUAAAAAUAA